Perognathus longimembris pacificus (Pacific pocket mouse) is the source of this 847-nucleotide messenger RNA. RefSeq names its product proteasome 20S subunit beta 2 (gene Psmb2). The record is from RefSeq and is a predicted model, not a curated record. Gene Ontology annotation, biological process: proteasomal protein catabolic process. The coding region runs from base 116 to 721 and encodes 201 amino acids. The transcript is spliced from 6 exons. Gene Ontology annotation, molecular function: peptidase activity. Gene Ontology annotation, cellular component: cytosol; nucleus; proteasome core complex. NCBI's taxonomy places the organism in Eukaryota, Metazoa, Chordata, Mammalia, Rodentia, Heteromyidae.
UCGCGCGGCCUGUGUCGCGCCAAGCUGAGCCGGGCUGUGCUGUCUCACCCGUGAGGCCAAGAAGCGGGCGGGUGCUUCUCUCUGUGGAAUCUUCAGCUCUCGGCUUCCUGCCGCCAUGGAGUACCUCAUCGGCAUCCAGGGCCCCGAUUAUGUCCUUGUCGCCUCCGACCGGGUGGCCGCCAGCAAUAUUGUCCAAAUGAAGGACGAUCAUGACAAGAUGUUUAAGAUGAGUGAAAAAAUCUUACUCCUAUGUGUUGGACAGGCUGGAGACACUGUGCAGUUUGCAGAAUACAUUCAGAAAAAUGUGCAGCUUUAUAAGAUGCGAAAUGGAUAUGAAUUAUCUCCCACAGCAGCAGCUAAUUUUACACGUCGAAACCUGGCUGACUACCUCCGGAGUCGGACCCCAUAUCAUGUGAACCUCCUCCUGGCUGGCUAUGAUGAGCAUGAGGGGCCAGCACUCUACUACAUGGACUACCUGGCAGCCUUAGCCAAGGCCCCUUUUGCAGCCCAUGGCUAUGGUGCCUUUCUGACUCUUAGUAUCCUGGACCGAUACUACACACCAACUAUCACCCGUGAAAGGGCAUUGGAGCUUCUUAGGAAAUGUCUGGAGGAGCUCCAGAAGCGCUUCAUCUUGAAUCUGCCAACCUUCAGUGUUCGAAUCAUUGACAGAAAUGGCAUCCAUGACCUGGAUACUAUCUCCUUCCCUAAACAGGUUUCCUAACCUCAUGUCCUUUCUCCCACUUGCCAGAGAACUUUUUUGAAUGGCUCCUUUAAUUUUUUCUACACUUUUGGUGUACAUAAUUGAUAGAUGUUUAAUUCAGAAUAAAGCUGAAUGUGGAUAAAUUGA